UUCUGCGCCUCGCUUUGGCAAAGUCCUCUCUCUCUAUUCCUCCCCGUCUUCAUCUUCUUCCUCCCCCUGUUUUUCUCUCUCUCUCUCUCUCUCUCUCUAUAUAUAUAUCUAUACACCUUCCGUAUAUCUGGAAUGGCGCCGAGUCAGAGGGACGUACAGCUGACGGCGGUGGCCGGGGGCUGGGAACGGGGGGCGACGGAUGAGGAAGCCGGCGACCUCGAGGGGGUUAGGCUUUUGGACUCGUACGAGGCUGCGGCGCCGGCGGAGGACGAGGGUUUGGGGAAAGGUGCUAAGAGAAUUCAGCUGAGGGUCACGGGGAUGACUUGUGCGGCUUGUUCGAAUUCCGUGGAAGGGGCACUCAGGAGCGUCGAAGGGGUAUUAUGGGCUUCCGUGGCCCUGCUUCAGAAAAAGGCCGAUGUCGUUUUUGAUCCUAAUUUGCUCAAGGAAGAAGACAUCAAGGAUGCAAUAGAAGAUGCAGGGUUUGAGGCAGAAGUUCUAUCAGAACCCAACAAAUCUCAAACUAAACCACAUGGAACCUUGGUGGGGCAGUUUAGUAUAGGAGGUAUGACAUGUGCAGCUUGUGUUAACUCUGUUGAAGGCAUCUUAAGAGAUCUACAUGGAGUAAAAAGGGCAGUAGUUUCUUUGGCCACUUCAUUGGGCGAGGUUGAGUAUGAUCCUAAUGUAAUAACUAAAGAUGGUAUUGUCAAUGCUAUUGAAGAUGCUGGUUUUGAAGGUUCACUUGUUCAGAGCAGUGAGCAGGAUAAAAUCAUACUAGAGGUUGCUGGCACAUCGAAUGAGUUGGAUGCCCAGCUUCUGGAAGGCAUACUCCGCAACUUGAAAGGCAACUUGAAAGGCAUAAGGCAUACUCAUUUUGACAGGGCAUCAAGACAACUAGAUGUUCUCUUUGAUCCUGAAGUAGUUGGUUCUAGAUCCUUUGUUGAUGCAAUUGAGAGUGGUAGCAACGGAAAGUUUAAAUUACAUGUGAAGAACCCUUAUACAAGAAUGGCUUCUAAAGAUAUGGAAGAAUCCUCUAACAUGUUUCGGCUCUUCACUGCCAGUCUCUUUCUCAGUGUUCCUGUCAUUCUUAUGAGAGUUGUCUGCCCUCGCAUACCUUUGUUGUAUUCAUUACUGCUUUGGCGAUGUGGACCAUUCCAAAUGGGUGAUUGGUUGAAGUGGGCAUUGGUUACUGUAGUUCAAUUUGUCAUUGGGAAGCGUUUCUAUGUUGCAGCUGGCAGAGCACUUCGACAUGGUUCAACAAACAUGGAUGUUUUGGUUGCAUUGGGUACCUCGGCUUCUUACUUCUACUCUGUUUAUGCACUUUUAUAUGGUGCCAUCACUGGGUUUUGGUCUCCAACAUACUUUGAAACAAGUGCAAUGCUGAUAACAUUUGUUUUAUUGGGAAAGUACCUGGAAACUCUUGCAAAAGGGAAAACAUCUGAUGCUAUAAAGAAGCUAGUGGAGCUUGCACCUGCAACAGCUAUAUUGCUUGUUCAUGACAAAGGUGGGAAAAUUGUUGGAGAGAGGGAGAUAGAUGCAUUGCUGAUUCACCCUGGGGAUGUGUUAAAAGUUCUUCCUGGCACAAAGGUUCCUGUAGAUGGGACUGUUGUGUGGGGAUUGAGUUAUGUCAAUGAGAGUAUGGUGACUGGUGAAUCUGCACCUGUACUGAAGGACAUGAAUUCAUCUGUUAUUGGAGGUACAAUGAAUUUGCAUGGUUCCCUUCACAUUCAUGCAACCAAAGUUGGAUCCGACACAGUUUUGAGCCAGAUAAUUUGUUUGGUUGAAACGGCUCAGAUGUCUAAAGCUCCCAUUCAGAAGUUUGCUGAUUUUGUUGCUAGCAUAUUUGUCCCAACAGUUGUUGCCAUGUCAUUAUUGACAUUAUUGGGCUGGUAUAUUGGUGGAGUUGUGCAAGCUUACCCAGAAGAAUGGCUACCAGAAAAUGGCAAUUACUUUGUUUUUGCUCUCAUGUUUUCUAUUUCGGUUGUGGUGAUUGCAUGUCCUUGUGCUCUUGGCUUGGCCACCCCAACUGCUGUCAUGGUUGCAACCGGAGUUGGAGCAAGUAAUGGAGUGCUAAUAAAAGGAGGAGAUGCAUUGGAGAGAGCUCAGCUGGUUAGAUAUGUGGUAUUUGAUAAAACAGGCACCCUAACCCAGGGAAAAGCCUCAGUUACAACUGCUAAAGUUUUCACAGAAAUGGAACGUGGAGAAUUCCUUACAUUGGUAGCUUCAGCAGAGGCUAGCAGUGAACAUCCAUUGGCAAAAGCGAUUGUAGAAUAUGCACGCCACUUCCACUUCUUUGAGCCUUCCACUAGCAAGGAUACAGAAGACCACAGUGACCCAUCCAAAUUUCCUGCAUGGCUUCAUGAUGUCUCUGAUUUCUCUUCACUUCCUGGCAGAGGUGUACAGUGCUUUAUUGAUGGAAAGCUCAUUUUGGUUGGUAAUCGGAAGCUAUUAUCUGAAAAUGGGAUUGCCAUUUCAACUACUGUAGAAAAAAUUGUGGUAAAAUUGGAGGAAAGUGCACAAACAGGUAUACUUGUUGCUUAUGAUGGCACGCUGAUUGGUGUUUUAGGGGUGGCAGAUCCACUAAAGAGAGAAGCUGCCGUUGUUGUGGAAGGCCUUAAGAAAAUAGGAGUUAAGCCUGUCAUGGUUACCGGGGAUAACUCGAGGACAGCUCGAGCAGUUGCUAGGGAGGUGGGCAUUCAAGACGUUUGGGCAGAGGUGAUGCCGGCAGGAAAAGCUGAGGUCAUCCGUUCAUUUCAGAAAGAUGGAAGCCUCGUGGCCAUGGUGGGUGAUGGUAUCAAUGACUCUCCCGCCUUGGCUGCUGCAGAUGUUGGUAUGGCGAUUGGGGCAGGAACAGACAUCGCCAUCGAGGCUGCUGACUACGUAUUGAUGAGAAAUAACUUGGAAGAUGUUAUCACAGCCAUCGAUCUCUCGAGAAAGACAUUCUCCCGUAUUCGAUUGAAUUAUGUCUUUGCAAUGGCCUAUAAUGUGAUUGCAAUUCCUGUUGCUGCCGGAGUUUUCUUCCCUUGGGUAAAAAUCAAGUUACCGCCAUGGGUAGCUGGCGCAUGCAUGGCUCUCUCAUCUGUAAGUGUUGUGUGCUCUUCUUUGCUUCUUAGGAGAUACAGAAAGCCUAGACUAACCACCAUACUAGAAAUAACCAUCGAGUAGGAGGGGAAAAAGAAAAGAAAAGAAAAGAAAAAAAUCUGCCCUCUGCUUCUGAGGAAGGAAAUUGAAAUGGAUCAAUUUGGAAGCGGAUGAUAUCUGUUAUCCCAGUUUUGUGUUGUAUUUUUUUUUGUGUAGAAUUGACACAUUCUCAGAGGGGUUCUUUCACCCAACCCAUUCAAUGUAAAUGCCAAUUUAUUGUAUCAUUCUCUUUUGCCCCGCUGUUCUUGAUUUGAAAUAUAUCGAUAAAGAGAAUCAACGCUUGUUCCGUGAUA
Diospyros lotus (date-plum) is the source of this 3431-nucleotide messenger RNA. RefSeq names its product copper-transporting ATPase RAN1. Gene Ontology annotation, biological process: monoatomic cation transport. Gene Ontology annotation, molecular function: ATP binding; ATP hydrolysis activity; copper ion binding. The record is from RefSeq and is a predicted model, not a curated record. Gene Ontology annotation, cellular component: membrane. Bases 133 to 3162 code for a protein of 1009 amino acids. Lineage: Eukaryota; Viridiplantae; Streptophyta; Magnoliopsida; Ericales; Ebenaceae. The transcript is spliced from 9 exons.